CCGUUGCAGAAGCGACAGAGAACCGUGGAGGACUUCAAUCAGUUCUGCACCUUCGUUUUGGCCUACGCAGGCUACAUCCCCUACCCUGAGGAGGUAAGCGGGCUUACGGGAUGCAGCAUGAGUCCCCAGAACAGCACGGGGAGCACUCAGGACAGCGAUAGCUGGGCCUCGUCCCACUCCUCCGACUGCCAUGUCCUGACGGAUGACAGGAGGAGCAGGAACGCCGUGGCCCGGGGGGCUGUGGACAGCAGCCUGCUCAUGAGCUGCCCUGCCUUCCCCACCGGCUUCUACGAUGUCCGGCCCCAGCAAACCAAACGGAAGAAGCCACCAGCAAAGAAACUCAUUAUGGAGCAGGAGGUAGAAAAGAGGGUGCCGCCGAGCACCGGGAAGAGCUUUGGGGCAGAGCAGGACGGGGUGAAGGAGUUGGCUGCGCUGGAGGGACAAGUGCCUCCCGUGAAAGAGCAGCUCUUGGAGCCUUCCCUCAACCCAGCUGGGGACCCCCAGCCCAACUCCCUCCUGGAGGAGCUGAUGAAGGAGGAGAAGGACUGGAUGCACGGAGCGCAGGGGACUGAGAAGCCAGCAGGAGAUGAUCCUCAGCUAAAGGAGCAUGACCCCUGCUCUGGAGGGAGGAAAAGCCCCAGUUCCUGUAGUACCUUGGACCAAAGUGAAGGGGAAGAUGCAAGCAGAGGGAGCUCCCAGCUUAGUGAUGAUGAUGCCUGGGAUCUGAUCACCUGCUUCUGCCUGAAGCCCUUCGCAGGGAGGCCCAUGAUCGAAUGUAACGAAUGCGCUACCUGGAUCCACCUCUCUUGUGCCAAGAUCCGCAAAUCCAACGUGCCUGAGGUUUUCAUCUGCCAGCGAUGCCGCGAUGCCAAGCAGGAGAUUCGCCGCUCGAACCGAGCUCGGACGGUGCCCCGCAAGCGCUUCUGUGACUGA
Molecule: messenger RNA, 933 nt
Organism: Pelecanus crispus (Dalmatian pelican)
Lineage: Eukaryota; Metazoa; Chordata; Aves; Pelecaniformes; Pelecanidae
Source: RefSeq, a predicted model, not a curated record